Molecule: messenger RNA, 6740 nt
Organism: Lytechinus pictus (painted urchin)
Lineage: Eukaryota; Metazoa; Echinodermata; Echinoidea; Temnopleuroida; Toxopneustidae
Product: nuclear pore complex protein Nup214-like
Exons: 34
Coding region: 181-6723 (2180 amino acids)
Biological process (GO): RNA export from nucleus; protein import into nucleus
Cellular component (GO): nuclear pore
Molecular function (GO): structural constituent of nuclear pore; protein binding
Source: RefSeq, a predicted model, not a curated record
GUUGGUGUCGCUGUAACUUAUUCGUGCGCGGAUUUUUGUAACGUCGAGUUUACGUAGUCCGCUCUGCGAGAAACUAUUUCUCCGACUUUGAGAGUGAAACUGCUGUUUGAAUGGUUCUCUAAGAAAAAUUAGCCAUAUUUGAUCAGUUCAGCCUCCAUUAGAGUGAAAAUAGAAGCUGAGAUGGGGGAUGAAGCAGGACCUGCAGAGCGAGAAGUUGCAUCGCUUCGCUUCCAGCAGCUAUGCCGUCUGAAGAUCUUUGAUGAGAUGCCGGAGAGUCUCACGCCCCCAGAGAGACUCCAUCUUCUUGCUGUAUCCAACAAAUAUGGCUUCACUUUUGUAGGAUCAGACACGGGUGUAAAGAUCUUUCAGACCACAGAACUCGGCAGGCUCGAUGAGCUCAAUAGAGAUUCAACAGGGGCUGUUGUGAGUGAUUAUGACUGCGUCAAAAUUACUCUUGGUACCAGGCCCCUCCAUGUUGCAUUGAAUAACAGCGAGCUGAUUUUGUCAGUGUGCUACCAACAAGGCAAGAAUCUUGUUCUGAACCUUUAUGAUGUCAGAGUGGUUACAAAGAAAGGAACGUCUCAUUCGCCUUUCCUGACUUCGUUCCUCUCUCAAGACCCUCAAGUCAAAUUGGUCAACCUGGUCUGGAAUCCCGGUUUCGAGCCUCUCCUUGGCACAUGUUUGUCGGAUGGGAACUGCAUGAUAUGGGAUAGCUCAGACAAAGCACUCAGGCCCCUAGCAUGCCUGCCAGCGGAGGUUGGCACUACUGCAAUUUGCUGGUCUCCUAAAGGAAAACAGAUGGUUGUAGGAACAUCCAACGGUGAGCUGAAGCAAUUCAAUCAUGCAAGUGAACUUAAGAAGAUUGUCAAGUCACCGGAUUUCACCCAAGAAGCAGUCAAAGUCGUGGAUAUCUACUGGUUGUCAACCUAUAUGUACAUUGUGGCUUACAUUGAUGCUGAGGAGUCCUUACAACCAAACAUUGUUAUUGUCCAUGCUCCGAAAGAGAGACCAGUUAGCUAUAUCAAUUUCGAGGACGUCUGUUUCGGGAGCUGUGAGGAGAGAGCCGCCUGUUACUACAUGCAAUACCUUGAUAAGUGGCAAUUUGCGAUCACCUGCUCCAGCAACUCCAUGGAUGGCGCUGUUCUCGGAAGACAGCAGGAGAACAAAGACUUGUGGGAGAUCUGGACAUUGGAUGACGCGGCAAGGAUCGAGGUACCCCUCUGUGACCACGAGGAGACAAUGCCGCUGGGAAUGGCCACGGAUUAUACAUCGCAGAUCAACAUCACCAUCAAGCAACACACACUUCCCCCUGCACCCAUCCUAAUGGUAUUAUCCAGUGAGGGUCUGCUUUGCCCUUUCUAUGUGAUCAACCUGGAAGAUGCUGAGGGUAACACAAGGAAGCCACAACCAUUACCGACUGGAGGGGAGCGAAUCGGAACAGGUACUGCAGUACAGAUCCUACCAUCUGCAGGAGCUCAGCCUCAGCCAAGCAUCGGCCAGGCAACGACAGCCUCAUUGUCAUUCACAUCCCCUGCCCCAGCCCCUUCAGCUGCUCCUCCUAAGAUCCCAAGCACUGCUUCCUCUGCCCCUGCCCAACCAGCGUUUGGUGCAGCAUCAGCAGCAGCAGCCAGUGGUCAGCCAUCCAUGUUUGGUGGCUUCAGUGGUGGUGCAGCAGCGGCAGCUGGUUCAUCUGCAGGUUUUCAGUUCAAGCUCCCAGCAUCCACGGCUUCAGCUGCUCCUGCUAGUUCAGGACCCCAGGCAUCAUCGACCAUGACGACUCCUAUGUUUGGAGGUAGCAAGUCUUCUCCUUUUGGAGGAUUCUCUUUCAGUGCUCCCCAGACCAGUACACCAUCUUCCACAGCAGCCACUACCACACAGGCCAGUGGGCUCAAGGGGUUUUCCUUCGCAGCGCCCUCUCAGUCUGUCCAACAGCAAGCACCAUCCACUCAAGGGUUCAGUUUUAAAGCUGCUUCUGCUCCUUCUGGCUUAUCUAAUGCUCCUUCGAGCAAUGCUUUUGGGGCCUUUCACAAGCCGAUCACCACGACUGCAACUCCUGCACCCAGUGUCCAGACUACACAGUCUUCAGCCAAACCUGUUCAACCUGAACAACCAAAGGGACCUCCCAAUGCUACGGCACCAGGAGGCAUGGGAGGCUUUGGACAACAAGGUUUAUUUGGCAGAGGUCCACCGAAUGCGGUUGCCCCUGGAUUUUCAGCUGCCCCGACCCAAGGACAACUAGGUGGUGCAGCCCCAGGUCCACCAAAUGCAGUUGCCCCAGGAACAGCAAGUCAUUCACUCAAGCUGGGUAGUGCACCAGCGGCGGCACCAGCAGCAGCACCAACGGCAGCCACACCAGUCAUAGGAUCAGUUUCUCAAGGAUCAGCCUCCAUUACCACCAAGUUCACUGUCCCAAAGACAGCUGCAGCGGUGGGACCAUCACUUUCUGCUCCACUCACUUCGAUUGCAGCAGUGGCACCAACUUCGAUUGCUGCUGUUGCGCCCUCUUCAGUUGCAGCUGUUGCACCUACCAGAUCAACUCCUGCUUCUUUUGGUCCACCAAAUGCUGUUGCACCUAAUCAAGGACCUUCGUCAUUCAAUGAAGCCAAACCUAGCAAGGACGUACCAGAUGCACAUAGAGUAGCGGUCGGAAAGCCAGUCGCCAUUGUACAGCAGACACCAAAGGCUACUGCAGAUGUCAUCAGCUCUUCAAGGAUCCCUGCUACUUCCACUCCUGCAGCUAGUGCUAAACCUGUCACUGCUGCUCUGCUCUCCAAUAUCAAAGAAGAGAUGGAGCAUUUCACCAAGGAAUUGAAUGAGCUGAAGGCAAGGGCUGCAACAGGACACCAUUCUGUUGGAUCUACCCAGGAUCUUCAACAGAUCUGCAAAGGUGUGGAUGACCUUGCUACCUUCAAAGAAGAAGUCCUGGAAUGUACAAAGUCACAUAAUGAAGACAUUCACGGCCUCAAGGCCAAGCUACUUAACUCCUUUAGCCUGGUUGAGGAGAGCCGCCUCAGGAAACAGCGCUCCAAGGAUCCACGCUACCUCCAGCUCCUGCGCUCCAGGGGCCUGGAUCCACAGUCAGCCAAGCAGAUGCAAGAGAUCCGCUCCUUGUAUCACUACCUGGAGACAGGAGUCAGGGAUACCAAUGCCUGCCUGGAUCUGGAGUGGGAGAAGAUCACCCAUGGAAAGGGAUCCAAAUCAACCAGGAGAAUGGUGACCCCCACCAUGGAUACCAUCUACCAGACCCUGGGAAACCAUGUCAACAUCCUGACAACCCAGAAGAACAAGUUGAUAGAUCUUCGGAAGCAACUGACCACCGCACAGCGUUACGAUGUCACCUCGACAUUCAACGCACUUCCAUCAUCAAAGAUCAAGCUGAGCACCAAUCCUUCAUCCCUUGCUACCAGACUUGCUGAGGUUAAGGUGAGUGGUGCUCCUAAGGCCCGGAGCACACCUAUGUCAGCUAAGAAGCAAGCCAUGCUGAGAGAUGUUCUCUCACAGAGACAGACCACACCCAUCAGAUCAGCACCAAGAGCUGCUCUUGUAACUUCUUCAAGAGGGGGUUCCCCAUCAGAAAUGGAUGAUUUCCCUCUCCCUCCAGAGCGACGUCUCCGGUUCCCAUCCGGCGAAUCCCCACCUUAUGGUGGUAGCCAGGGGGAUGGGCGUCGCCCUGCCCACCAUGCUGGCAGAACAGAUCUGAGAGGUGUAGGUGUUACCACCUCGGCUACAGCACCACAAACUGCCCCUUCUCAACCUUUGACCACCCAAACAGCACCCCGCCCUGCCACUACCCUGUCAACCCCUUCCCCUCAACAACCCAUGACACGCAGCACGCAACCACCCGCCCAACCCCAGCGAACGGUGGCGCCACCGCUAUCAACGCUCAACGUACCUGUCAGCCCCAUCCAGCCCGGAGCUGGGAUGGUCACAUCAACGCCCCUCCCUCAGGGUGCGCAGGGGAGCAGCCUGACCACACCCAAGGGGCAGGCUCCAACACCGGCGACAUCCAGCUUCUCACACACAGGGUCUGGGACGGUCUCCUGGGGCCUGACAGGUGCAACAGCAAAGGCGACAUCACCAGGACAACAAGCUGGCGUGGCAGCAAUAAGCCGCGCCCAGUCCAUCAAAGCUGGUAACACCCCGGUAGAGAAACCCAACCCUCCUGUGGUGAACAUCAAGAAUCUUGAUACCAUGAAGGGGACCAUGCCUCCACCAGUCACCUUCGCACCUGUUGCCAGUACUGUUGAUGCCGGGACAGCUAAGGUAGUAACCCAAGUUAUAGCUGAGAUGGCCAUGGCUAGCGGUGUGAAGCUCCCACAACCAGGAACAGUUGCUAGUGCCUCCGGUCAUUCCCUACCACAAUCCCCCACAGGGAGGAAACCAACCACCCCUAUCACCACCCAAGCCACAUCAUCGGCCAUCGCCAUGACAACUGUAUCCCUUUCUUCCAAGCCGGUGUUAAGCACCAAUGCAGCACCCUCCGUGUCCUUGUCCAUCCCGAUCUUAUUGCCUACUUCUCAGCCUGCAGCUGGCGCUACCGCAGCCUCUGGUGGGAGCAAGCCAGCAGGAGCAAAAGCAGACAAUCCAUCCGCAUUCUCUUUAACGGCUAAACUGCCAUCUUCCACUGCAUCUGGUGUGGCAUCCAAAGGAUUUACCUUCGGUGAUAAACCUGUGGCUGCUCCCUCUGCUUCGGGUCUUUCAAGUGCUUACACCUUUGGUUCUAAACCCAUCACAUCUUCAGCUGCUGCACUCCCAUCUGCUAAAGGUGAUGCAGUGAAUCAGCCAGCUGUAAGCACCGAGUCGGGUGUCAAGCCUCAGAUCUUUGAUUUCUCUGGUGCAGCCACCAAGCCCAAGGCUAACGUGUCAACUCCUGGUGGCUAUUUCUUUGGAGCUCCCUCAUCAACAGUUGCAAGUUUUGGAGCACCGGCUACGACCAUUGCAACAAUAUCUGGUACUAAGACAACGUCGGCUCUUGCAACGGCCACCUCGCAGUCUACCACAGUCAAAACAAGUGCUCCUCCACCAAGUGCCCCUAAGGUGAAAGAAGAUGCCAAAGGCAAGGAUGAAAGUGGAACAGGAAAACCUACAGCUGCCACAGAUGAAGCAGGAACUGGUGCUGCCACCAAGCCGUCUACUGGAUUUGGGUCAUCAAGUCUUCUUGGAGACAUGUUGGACAAGCCCCCUUCAGGAGGAAGUCUUCUUGGUGCCAUGUUGGAUAAACCUGCAGCAAGCAAGCAGCAAACUUCCACUGCAGAAGAUGAGAAUGCCAAGCUCCAGCAGUCCACAAAGAGCAUCCUGAGCGGAGUGACCUUCCCGACCGGCACUUCUGCAGGAGCUUCACAAAGUGGGACAGCAUCUCCUGGACCAGCUGCUCGUAAUCUCUUCGGGACCACACCAAGCACUUCUGCAGUGUCAGGAUUGGCUACUACCACACCAUCAUUUGGAACUUCUGGUCUGUUCUCCUCACUUGCGAACACGUCGAAGGGAUUAGAAGCAGCCACAGCUACGACAGCUCCUGCCCCUCAGACAGCAUCCUCUGCCCCUGGAUCACUCUUUGGAAAGACAACUUCUCCUGAGUCUCUCUUUGGUGCACAACCAACAUCAUCCACAACAUCAGCAGGAUCAACAGCAACUACCACUGCCCCUUCCACUGGCUUUGGUGUGUUUGGACAGCCGACAGGUGCAGUAUCCACUAAACCUUCCCUCUUUGGUCAAACUUCAACAGCUGCGACUUCUUCUGCUCAGACCACAUCUGCCCCAUCCUUUGGCCAAUCGCCUGGUCUCUUUGGACAGACCUCAAGCGGAGGACCGUUUGGCUCUGCUGCUGGUGGUUCUGGAGGGUUUACCUUUGGAGGACAGCCGACUUUGGGUUCAGCAAGUCAGGAUCCAAAGAGUGUCUUUGGAGCAUCCCAACCAGCAGCCAGCACUGCCACUCCUGUAUUUGGGGGCUCUCAGACAAGUAACCUGUCGUUUGGUCAACUAGCCGGCAGUGGUAGUACGGCUACUUCAUCUGCUUCAGGAGGAGGGGGAAUGUUUGGUGCUACCAAGGCUGCCAGCAGUACUGGUGGAGGAUUUUUCAGUGGCCUUGGUGGUAAGCCUGAUCCAGAGGCUGCUAAGAGGAAUCCGUUUGGUCUUGAAACGACAUCAUCCGGCUUUGGAUCUCAGUCCUCUGAUACAAGCAUAUUUGGAUCUUCCACUAGCAAGACUUUUGGAGCUUCCCAAACAGCACCUGCUUUUGGCAGUCCUAGCAGCUCUGCCUUUGGUACCAGCUCUGGUGUUGCUAACACAGGAUUUGGUGGGUUUGGUCAACCUGCCUUUGGCCAAACAAAUACAGCUUCACCUGGGUUUGGCUCUCCCGGAGUAGGGGCUGGUGCUGGUGCUGGUGGACUAGGAUUCGGCACUGGGGCAACUUUCUCCAACCCUCUUGGAGGGUCACCCUUCGGUAGCCCUCAACAAGGGAGCUCACCCGGUGUCUUUGGGCCCAGCUCCCCUGCGGCUUCCACAGGGGGAGGAUUUGGAACUUUUGCCAGCCAGGCUGCUCCAUCUUUUGGAGCCUUGGCUGGAUCGGGAGGAGGCUUUGGCCAGCAGCAGCAGCAACAGCAGCAGCAGAGCUCCGGCUUUGGAGCAUUUGGAGCAGGUGGAGCUAAUAAUACAGGAUUUGGUGCCUUUGGUUCAGGAUCAAACAAUGCCUUUGAUGGAGCUAACACUGGCAGCCCUGGGUAAGUGUUAACUCCUUGCUC